Rhizophagus irregularis DAOM 181602=DAOM 197198 is the source of this 672-nucleotide messenger RNA. RefSeq lists its product as uncharacterized. The record is from RefSeq and is a predicted model, not a curated record. Lineage: Eukaryota; Fungi; Glomeromycota; Glomeromycetes; Glomerales; Glomeraceae.
AUGAAACGAUCUGGAAAAAAAAGUGUCGAAAAAAGUCGUCAAGAGUCUCACAAACAAACUUCUUCACAGGAAUUUGUAAGUUCUGAUUCUCCCAAACAAACGUCGAUAUCAAAACAACAAUCCGUAGCUUCCGGUUCUGGUUCUACCAAAACUCAAAAACAAGCGUCGAAACAACAAUCCGCAGCUUCCGGUUCCGGUACUACCAAAACUCAAAAACAAACGUCGACACAGGAAUUCGCAGCUUCCGGUUCCGGUACUACCAAAACUCAAAAACAAACGUCGAUACAGGAAUCCGCAGCUUCCGGUUCUGGUUCUACCAAGACUCAAAAACAAACGUCGAUACCAGAAGCUUCGGAAGAUAAUGGGCCAUUUCGCUUAGUGGUACCAUCCAGCUUGUACUCUCAACAAAGCAGGAUGGUACUACCGAUUCGUAAUGUAACCGUACAUAGGGAAUUAACGCCCAUUACACGCACAGCCGAACCAUAUAGGAGCAAUGUACGCAUUGCCGAACCGUAUAGGAGCAAUGUACGCAUCGCCGAACCAUAUAGGAGAGAAUCAACGCCAAUUAUACGCGAACCUUAUAGUAGUAAUUGGACUAGAGAUGUAACUGGUGAGCUACAAUUGACUUUUGCAUUCAUUUUAGAGUUCUGGUCGACUUUAACGUUUUUUUAG